Molecule: messenger RNA, 2751 nt
Organism: Helicoverpa zea (corn earworm)
Lineage: Eukaryota; Metazoa; Arthropoda; Insecta; Lepidoptera; Noctuidae
Product: fatty acyl-CoA reductase wat-like
Exons: 14
Coding region: 510-2126 (538 amino acids)
Biological process (GO): long-chain fatty-acyl-CoA metabolic process
Cellular component (GO): peroxisome
Molecular function (GO): alcohol-forming very long-chain fatty acyl-CoA reductase (NADP+) activity
Source: RefSeq, a predicted model, not a curated record
UCUGUCGCACUUUCGAGUACAAUACCAGUGUCUUCUCGAAUAUUAAAAAGUAAAUAAAAAAAAGAAACAAAAAAAAAAAUCCGCGCCGGGCUUCGCGGGCUUUUCAAAAAUUUAAAAUUCGAAUUUAGAUUUUUAUACAUCUGUCAUUGUAAUUGACAGCUAUUUUUUUUUUAAUUAUAUUUUUUAAUUGUGUUGUAUCCGUAAAGCCCGGCAAGGAGUCUUCUUAUAACCUAAAAAGUUUACUCUUUGCAUAAUAAAGUAGUUGUGCCGCCGGCCAUUUUUAUGUAAUACAAGUAACAGUUGCAUAACUAUCAUUUCGGCCUCAUAUUUUGGUUGUUGCGAUAGUCGGUGGUUUGCCAUGGAUAACACUGUCCGCUUUCCAACGACAACUGUGUCCUAAUUUAAAAAUUUAAAAAGUUUGUGUUCUGUGUUCAAAAAGUGAAGUGUGUCAGGAAUUGAGCUGUCAAAAAAAAUGCAAUAAAAAAGCCGCGAAAUAACCAAAAUCCAAGAUGGCUGCCCCCCAGCUGAUUUCUGUCAGUGACGUCAUAAGUGAUAAUUUGAAGAACGAAAAAGAAAUAAACUAUUGUUCUAAAUGCAUAGACAAUGUGGACGAAAAUAUGAACAAUACUAAUGAGAAUUUAACAGAAGUGCAAAAGUUUUAUAAUGGGAAGAAUAUUUUGAUUACUGGUGCCACAGGCUUCCUUGGCAAGAUACUGGUGGAGAAACUUCUCCGAUGCUGUCCAGGAGUGGAGAAUUUGUAUCUUCUGGUGCGACAGAAGAGAGGAAAGGAUAUUUACACGAGAAUGGAAGAAAUCUUUGAUGAUCCCGUGUUCAGCCGACUGAAGGAUGAGGUGCCGAAGUUCCGUCACAAGGUGGUAGUGGUCCCUGCUGACUGCGAGGCAGCUGGGCUUGGACUGACACUCACUGAUAGACAGAUGCUUACUGAGAAGGUGAACAUAAUAUUCCACUCGGCAGCCACAGUGAAGUUUGACGAGCAUCUCCGAGCGGCGUUACUGACGAAUGUGAAGGCGCCCCUACAUCUACUCCGGCUGGCAAGGGACAUGAAGAAAUUAGACGUACUAAUGCACAUAUCGACGGCAUACUCUAACUCUCAUCUACCAGAGAUUGAGGAGCGGUACUAUCCCUGCGAAGCUGACUGCGAACAACUUCAUCAGAUGAUUGAUAAAAUGUCUGAUAAUGAGAUUAAUAAGAUAUUGCCUAAGAUACUAGGACCGUGGCCAAACACAUACACUUUCACAAAAGCGUUAGCUGAGAAGGAACUGCGGGAGAAUGCGGGAGGCAUACCUAUAGGUAUAUUUAGGCCGGCUAUAGUAAUAUCAACAGCAAAAGAACCUUUGAAAGGUUGGCUAGAUAACAUGUAUGGACCCACCGGAGUUGCUGUCGGCAGUGCCACAGGUAUACUGAGAACGCUGCAAUGCGACGAGAUGGUGUCAGCAGACAUAGUGCCGGUAGACUCAGUGGUCAACUGCCUCAUGGUAGCCGCCUGCAAUGUGCAUCACUCUUAUAAACAAAGUUCACCGCCGCUAGAGCCGCCGAUCUUCAACUACGUGAGCUCAGUGGAGAACCGGAUCACUUGGGGCGAGUUCAUGUUGCAGAACAUGGCCUGGAUACAUUAUUAUCCAUUCUCUGAAGCUGUGUGGUUCAUAUCAUUAAGGUUGACGAAAUCGGCGUUAAUGAACAAAAUCUACGUGCUGUUUCUGCAUUUGAUACCGGCAGCGCUCGUCGACGGACUAGCUGUUUGUUUAGGAAGAAAACCAAAGAUGUUGAAAGUGUACCGUAAGAUACACAAGUUCUCGUCAGUUCUAUCAUACUUCUGCACGAGAGAGAUCAAGUUCUGCAACAGUCGGACGCGGGAGCUUUGGGAGAAGACCUCAGAAGCUGAUAAACAGAUAUACCCGUUCAGUAUGAGCGAGAUGAACUGGGAGGAGUACUUCCAGCACUACCUGGGCGGCAUCAGACGGUUCCUGUUCAAGGAGAGCGACGACACACUACCACAGGCCAGGAUUAAGUGGAAAAGGUUAUACUAUCUACAUCAGAUAGCAAGAUUUAUUUUCUUCAUCCUGGCAGUCUACUGUCUAUGGUGGAUUUUAUCUUUAAUAUGGUGAUUUUAUAAUAAUUGUACAGUUAGGAAAAAGAUUAUUUUUAACGAACACACGAGCACUGUAAAUAAAAGACCACGAACUGUUUUUAAUAUCAAUUUUCCGGUAAUUGGGGAAAGAAAAAUAAUUUUGUACUUAAAUAUGGCAUGAAGUUUUUAUUGUAAUAUAUUUUCUGUCUAUGACUGCCACCAUAUUUUUUUCUUUAAAAAGCAAUAACAAAACGUGGUCACCGAAGAUUUUUUGAAAAGGUCCCACUUGCAAAACCAAAACCAUUGUAAAAAUAAAUAAAAUACAAAUUAAUCUGAUAGGAACUUGAAUAAUUACGGUAGGUACAAACCGAAUGUUACCAAAACCUAAUUAUUAUUAUUUUAGUAUAGGAUUAUGAUUAAAUGUUGUAAAUUACGAUUUUAUAUAAGUUUAUACCUAAGUUAUUUUUAAGAUAUACUUAUUCAAUUUGGUGCUACUUACAAACUUAUUGUCACCCAGACUUGACAAGGAUGCAGAUUUAGAAAGAUCGAUCGAAAAUCUUGUAAAAAAUGUAAUUGUAUAAUGUAUCGAUACUUUAGUAUGUAAGUGAAUAUUGUAAUUAUUAUAUUAUAUCCAAAAAUAAAAUAAAUACUUUGUACAAGAA